Molecule: messenger RNA, 2700 nt
Organism: Psylliodes chrysocephalus
Lineage: Eukaryota; Metazoa; Arthropoda; Insecta; Coleoptera; Chrysomelidae
Source: the annotation of a GenBank genome assembly
AUGGCAGAUAAAGAGAAAAAUUAUAAAUUAGAUGCACCGUGUGUAAGUCCCUCAAGAAGCUCUGGAAAACCUUCCCGACAAAAGUUAAAAGAUAUUAUUGCUGAACGUCGCAAACAAGCGACUUGCAGCAAUUCGAAUCAAUCUGAAUUGAUGGAUCCUUACGAGGCUGUGAAUAAAUAUAAGAACAAUGAAGAAAAGGGUACUGGGUAUAUAGAGGAGGAAAGUCCUGAGCAUUACUGCCAUUGGGAUCCUCUGUAUCCCGAGAACCCGGAGAGAGUAGCUUGCCCGAAAAGAAGAUUAGCAGCUUUGAAACUAAGAGAAAGAUGUGUAAAAGUUGCUCCCAAACAAUUUCCUACAGAAGUGUUUUUAAAAAGGCAUACACAAAAACUUUAUGAUAAACUAAAAGAUAUUGAAAAAGUUCCAAACGAACUACUCGAGUUUGAAUCCUCAAAAUAUGAUUCUGUGUACUUUACUCAGGACACUUACAACGCCGCCAAAUUAUCUGCUGAAGCAGCAAUAACUUUGACGUUGGAAGUUGCAAAAGGCAACUUAAAAAAUGGAUUUGCCUUAAUAAGACCACCAGGACAUCACGCGAUGGUCGAUGAGUUUUGUGGUUACUGUUUUUUCAAUAACGUUGCAUUAGCCGCUCAAGUAGCUAUCGACGAGGGCCUAGCCAAGAAAAUUCUCAUUAUUGACCACGACAUACAUCACGGACAAGGCACGCAGCGCAUGUUUUACGAUAGAGACGAUGUACUGUAUUUCUCGAUUCAUCGUUAUGAACAUGGACUUUUUUGGCCUAAUUUAAGAGAAAGCGAAUCUGAUCACAUAGGCGAGGGGAAAGGAAAUGGUUAUAAUAUUAACAUCCCCUUAAACGUAACUGGUUUAACUGAUGCAGAUUAUAUGGCAAUUGUACUUAAUAUUCUUUUACCUGUUGCAUAUGAGUUUAAACCUGACCUAAUCCUUAUAUCUGCUGGUUAUGAUUCUGCUUUGGGAUGUCCGGAGGGAGAAAUGUUAGUCACUCCUCACUUUUAUGGUCACCUAAUAACACUUCUAUCCGGACUAGCCAAUGGUAAAAUUGUAGUAUGUUUGGAAGGUGGAUACUUUCCAGAAUCUUUAGCAGAAGGUGUCGCAUGCACUCUAAAAGCUCUACUUGGCGACACAUGUCAUCCCAUUUCUGCAAAACCUGAAGUCAAUUCUAGUCUCAUCGAAGUCAUCAACAAUACCAAGUAUUUUUUGCGGGAAUUUUGGAAAUGUUUCGAACAGGAACCUCUAUUUUCGUAUCCAAAGAAUAUAGAUUUAAAAAAUUGUUUAAAUAUUGAUAAAGAAAGUGAGCAUUUGACUUGCAUUUCUUAUUUAUUCGUGCCGAAAGACAUUGCCGUUUUUGAGACCACAGGUUUUUAUCCUAUUAGAACCGAAGAAGAGGUUAAAAAGUAUUCAGGAAUGGUGAAUGAUCUUAGAAAUGAAUAUAUCAAAACUGGAAAUGUGCCAAACAUUAUCGGUUACACAUAUGAUGAAUGUCUUCUUAAACAUAAACCUACGGGCGAUAACGCAAAUGCCCCGGAGAGACCCGAACGGCUUUUAGAAAUUAUUAAAACUUUCGAAAAUUUUGGUCUAUUAGGACGUUGUAAAAGAAUUGAGGAACUUGAUGAAUUAGAUGCCGAUCAAUGGAUAAGAAAAGUCCACCAAGAAAACUAUGCAAAAACUGUCCUUAGUUUACAGAAUGUCAAAGAAAAACCAGAUUGGUUCUUUAAUUCAGAAACCAUACAAUGCGUCCUAAAAUCAGUUUCUUAUAUUAUAUCUCUUGCUGACAAUAUACAUCGAGGUAAAAUACGAUCUGGCGUUGCUGUAAUAAGACCACCAGGACAUCAUGCUUGUUUUGACAGUUCAUCUGGAUUCUGUUUUGUUAAUAAUGUUGUGAUUGCAGCUGAAUAUCUUAUUAAACAGAAAAAUUAUAAGAGAAUACUAAUAGUGGAUUUUGAUAUCCACCAUGGCAAUGGAACGCAAAAUCUCACAUACGACAAAAAGGAAAUUAUGUAUAUUUCUGUACAUCGAUAUGACAACGCAAAAUAUUUUCCAUUUUCAGAUGAAGCUAAUUAUAGUUACACUGGACGAAAUGAAGGAAAUGGAUAUAAUAUUAAUAUACCUUUCAAUAAGGGAAAUAAGACUGACCACGAUUACUGGACCGUUUGGUUAAAAAUUGUACUUCCUUUGGCCUACUCGUACAAUCCGGACUUCGUAAUUGUGUCUGCAGGAUUUGAUGCCGGGUAUUUUGACCCUCUCGGCAAUGGGUACAAGUUGACACCGGAAAUAUAUUCACAUUUCAUACAAACGCUCAAACCUCUCGCUUCCGGAAAAAUACUUCUUGCACUUGAAGGUGGUUAUCACUUGGAAAGCACUGCCCUUUCGAUGACCAUGUGUGUUAAAGCCCUUUUAGGCGACGCCCUACCAGUUCCUAAAUUAUGUGAUAAAGUUGAUGUUGAUACCAGGGAAACAAUCCAAAAUGUUCUAUCCGUACAUCAAGACAAGUGGAAGGUUUUGCAGGUUAACAAAAGAAUUGCCAAUUUCGAUUGUACCAAUGAGGAGAAAGUAAUUUUAGAAUCCCAAUGUCAGGAAGAGAUUGAUAAAGGAGGGAAUGUUAAAAAAUUAAAAGAGCUUUUUAAGAAGAAUAUAAGAUAUGCUGAGAAUACUCCCGAGUGUUAA